CAGCUAUGAGGAGUAUUAUAUUUGCUGAUGUUGACAGUCAGUGUUUUUUAAAGGAGGAACAAAAGUUUGCAUUGUUAGAAGAAGCGUUGGAGCUGACGUCACUUGUGUUGAGUUGCUGGAGGAGAGAGUCUCUGUUCAAUCUGCGACCGGAGAGCAACACACUCAGUCACUCUCCUCAGAGCCACCACGGACUCUCUAUCACAUACCCACCAAAUCUCCUCCAAACACCACUCAAACUGCGCUCAAACUGGGAACUAAACCACCACAGUUGUCAUUUUAUGUUUUGUUUUAAAGGAAUACGCCGUUUUCUCGACGACAAAGGUGCAGAGCAGUGAUGUCACAGAACUGAGGACAGUCUCAUACAAAUAUGGAGUUUGGAGAGCGGCUGGCCUCCCCGUCAUCGGCCCCGUCCUCCCUUCACAUGGCCUCCUCUUCAGCCAGCUCCUCCCCUGCUCCACCCCAGACACCCUCCACGGCCCCUAGCCCUGCACGCAGCUCCCCUCUCACCACCUGUGGCCAUCUGCUCCAGGUAACCGGGGAUGAACGUUCAAAUAUGUCUGGCAUUCCCAAUGGUUUUCCUUUGGUCAGCCAUCCAGCUUUUGGGCUCUACACGUCAAGUCCAGGACGUUCUGAGUUUGGAGGCCUGGGAAGUCUGGGAUUGUCUGCCUUGGCUGCUCACUCCCAGUUUGGUACAUUUCCAGACUGGUGGCGGCAAUCUGAGGCACAUGCCAGAGGAGCUGCAGCCUUCUUCCCUCCUCUUCUGGGUCUGCAUCCUGUAUUUGCAUCGACCUUCAAAAGCCACGAUCCCAAUCACUUCCAGUCACGUUCCUCAGUUUCUGUAGGCGCAAUUGGAACAGUGAAUGGUAGGAGUGCUUCUUCUCCUACUGGGAACUCUGCUGUGAACACCAGUUCAUUUCCAACAAAGGGAAACAAGGAGAAAACCAAAGCCAACAGCAGUCGGAGUCAAAAGAGCAGCCAGGACCUGGGCACCCUGCACCAGAACAUUGCACAGAAAACAAAAGAAAAGAAACCCAACAAAAGACCACUAGAGACCUCCAGCAUGAGUGGCAGCCAUUCGGGUUCAUUGUCAGAUAGCUCCUCCAGUGAUGGUGAGGAGAGCAGCAGUGAUCCCGAUGACAUGGAGGAGAACAAUGAUGAAGAUGAGGAUGAUCAGAGCAAUGACAGCGAGGACUCUGAUUCAGAAAAAGACAGUCCAUUGAAAAGGAAAGUCAAGCGGCUGACACAGAACACUUCUGAGAGUAAAAAGAAGAGACCUUGCACUGCUGAUGGAAAUACAACUCAAGAAAGUCAUCGUGACACCAUUCCUUUGACUUCCCCGUACCACCUGCAGUCCUCUCCCCAUCCCGCUGGCCUGUCACAGUCCGCAGCGCUGUUCCUCCAGAGCUCCGGGGCUGCAGAGGAGGAAGGCCAGCAGCACAUUAGUGUCAUCCAGGCCACCGGGAUGGCAGCCGGCAACAGUCCUUUAGCACCGUCCCACAGGGAGGCCUCUCCUCUGCCAUCCAGGUCCUCACCCAACCCCUUCUCCUUCUCCAACUCACCUAAACACUUACAUCCUUCCACCUCACAUUUGUCCUCACCAAAGCAUAGCUCGGUCUCCUCCUCUCCCACAUAUCCUGCUUUCUGUUCCCCUCCAAAGCCCCCGUCUUUGUGUUCCUCACCCAAGCCUCUCUUCCUCUUUUCUCUACCCAGACCACCAACACUGUUAGCCUCGCAAAAGGCUCCUCAUAAACCCAGAUUCCUGAUGCCCUCUCUGAAGCACGCCCAGCUGGUUGAUAGCAUGAAGGAGAGCAGUGGAAACCUUUCCGAUGAAAGAUCGUUACACUUGAAGAGUUUUAAAUUGAAACAGCCCCUCCGCUCCAAGGACUCCGCGAAGCAAACUUUCUCUCUGCAACCUAAGAGCCAGAACUGCAAUGACACCAAUCUGUUCCUGAGCCACCACCUUAAUGGAGCGAUCCACAACGCAGUUCAGGAUGCCCCUUUGGCCCUCAUCACUAAACCCCGCAGCCAGACCAGCACCCCCAGUAGCAAACCCCUCCUGGUAGCCACCAGCCCUCCCUAUCCCAUGCCUAUCAACCUGAGCACUGGCACUAAGGAGAUGUCCGGAAGCUCUGCUUCCCCACUUAAAUCUUCAGCCUCAUCAGGUCUUGCUCACAGACCAAGGAAGGCUAGCACUCCCAAGCCUCUGCAUGCAGGAAAGAGCCUCUCUAAAACAAACGCAUCCUGUCCACCUUUAGACUUGGUCAGAGGCAGCGAGUCUGACAUCCACAGCAGCAAGGACUCAGACGACUCUUUAGGAGAUGACUUCGAUGACGAUGAUGAAGACAAUGAAGAUGAUAUUGAGGAUGAAGAUUCUGGCAGUAGCCUGUCAGAGUCGGAGAGCAAUCUGGAUAGCGACUCUGACGGCUCUGAGGAUGAUGUGAAGGAGCGCGGUGAGACCGAAGCAGACAGCGAUGCAGAGAGGACUCCCCUGAAACUCACUAAAGCGUCCUUGUCUACUCACAAGUCCUCCUCGAACCUCUCAGCCAACUGCUCCCUGCUUAACCUGCAAAUCAUCAAGCCUCCUAGUUUACCUAGUAGCCUGCUCACCCCCAACACAGUGACCAGCUCAGGGGCGCUGAGUAACCACAGCACCCUAUCGCCACCCUUCACGUUUGCCACACAGACAGGAUCAGGGAAGAGGAGGAGAGUAACGGAUGAGAGGGUUUUGCGGUUGCCUCUUGAGUUCGGGUGGCAGAGAGAGACCCGUAUCAGGAGUGUGGCAGGACGUCUACAAGGAGAGGUGGCUUACUUUGCUCCAUGUGGGAAGAAGCUGCGUCAGUAUCCUGAUGUAAUGAAGUACUUACUCAGGAAUGGAAUAACUGAAAUCUCCCGGGAUAAUUUCAGCUUCAGUACAAAAAUCAAAGUUGGUGACUUCUAUGAAGCCAGAGAAGGACCAGAGGGUUUACAGUGGUUCUUGCUGGCGGAGGAGGAGAUCGCUCCCAGUAUCAUAGCGAUGGAUGGGAGGCGCAGCCGUUGCACGCAGUCUGAGCGCCAGCCGAUGGGUGACGGCACUGGGGCCAGACGGUGGAAGCCUCAUCCUCUUAAUUUUGGUGAAAAUAACUUCCAAGAUGUCAGUGAUGCGAAGCUGCUACGCAAACUGGAGGCUCAAGAAAUAGCUCGACAGGCAGCUCAGAUCAAAAUGAUGAGGAAACUUGAGAAGCAGGCCAUGGCGCAAGCAGCCAAAGAGGCGAGAAAGCAACGAGCAAUAAUGGCUGCAGAGGAGAGGCGGAAAAAGAGGGAGCAGAUGAAGAUUCUUAAACAGCAAGAGAAGAUCAAGCGCAUUCAGCAAAUUCGUAUGGAGAAAGAAGUCCGUGCACAGCAAAUUCUCGAGGCAAAAAGAAGGAAGAAAGAAGAAGCAGCUAAUGCCAAAAUAUUGGAGGCUGAGAAGCGAAACAAGGAGAAGGAGAUACGAAGACUGCAAGCUGUCAUACUGAAGCACCAGGAGUUGGAGAGGCAUAGACUAGAUAUGGAGAGGGAAAGACGCAGGCAGCACAUGAUGCUCAUGAAGGCUGUGGACGCCCGUAAGAAGGCAGAGGAGAAAGAGCGUCUGAAGAAAGAGAAGAAGGAUGAGAAACGGUUAAACAAGGAGAGGAAACUGGAGCUCAGGAGACUGGAACUGGAAAAAGCGAAAGAGCUGAAGAAGCCAAAUGAAGACAUGUGUUUAGCAGAUCAUAAGCCACUUCCAGAGUUGUCCCGGAUCCCUGGUCUGGUGUUACCGGGAAGUACCUUCUCUGACUGCCUGAUGGUGCUACAGUUUCUGCGCAGCUUUGGGAAGGUCCUGAGGUUAGACAUAAACCCAAACACGCUCAACCUAAGUGAUCUUCAAGAGGGGUUGCUCAACACUGGGGACAGUAUGGGAAAAGUGCAGGACCUGCUGGUGAGCAUGCUCUCUGCAGCUGUCCGUGAUCCUGGUAUACCUGCAGGUCACAAGAAUAAGACCGCCUUGGGGGACCACCUGACUAAUGUGAGGAUCAACCGAGACAACGUGUCCGAGAUCCUGCAGAUCUACAUGGAGGGUCACUGUGAGCAGACGGAGCUGAUUGCUCUGGCCCUCAGCCUCAGGACCAAGGCGUUUCAGGCCCACAACCCGUUACAGAAGGCCUCCAUGCUAGUAUUCCUGGUUGAUGAGCUCUGCUGCAGCAAGGCUGUGAUCAGUGAGAUCGACAAAAACAUCGAUCACAUGACCAACCUGAGGAAGGAUAAGUGGGUUGUCGAGGGAAAACUUCGCAAACUGAGGAGCAUCCACGCCAAGAAGACUGGGAAGAGAGACAGCGGUGUCGGGGGAGAGGACAGCCACGCCUUUGUCACCCCCACUGCCAGAAACAAAUGCAAGAGGAAAGAAGGGGACAGUGAGGAGGAAGAGGACGAGGAUGACGACAGCGAAGACCAAGGAGAUGACGACGACGAUGAGGAAGAAGAAUCAGGGGGAAAGAAGGGGAAGAAAGCAGAGAUAUGUGAAGAGGAGGACGACAGUGUACACUCAGCCAGCAUGGAGGAGCUGGAGAAACAGAUAGAGAAAACAUACAAGCAACAGAGUCAGAUCCGACAGAAGUUAUUUGCCUCGUCUCACUCGCUGCGCUCCAUGACGAUUGGACAGGACCGCUACAAGAGACGUUACUGGGUCUUUCCGCAGUGUAGUGGUGUUUUUGUGGAAGGCAUGGAGAGCUGCGAAGGUUCUGAAGAGGCGGAGAAAGAGAAGAAAAGGCAGUGGACUGCUCAGGUGAUCAGGGUAAAAGAAGAGCAGCAGGAAGAGACAAAGAAGCCAGUUGUCAGCAGCCCGGCACAGAGCACAGACGGCGAUACAUCCACACCAGAGAGCCAGCAGGACAAAGACAGUCUCAAUCUCUUCCUCCAGAAACCCGGCUCCUUCUCGAAGCUCAGCAAACUUCUUGAAGUAGCCAAAAUGGCUCAAGAUUCAUUCAACAGUCGUUCUGCUAAAGUCCAUACCACUGCAUCUUACCCCUCAUAUCCCACCUCUCAGACAGCCACUACUCAGCAGAGACUGACAGAUAAAACAGAUGCUUCGGUGCCGUUUCUGCUUAGUGCCCACCAGCUCAGAAGUAGUCCCUGGAUAACCUGCAGCCCUCAGUCUAUCCUUCACGAGGACCAGCUCUCCAAGAUACUGAUGGAAAAGAGCAACCAGUGGUUUAGCCUCCUGCCUCGCUCUCCUUGCGACGAGUCCUCGUUCACAUCCGACUCCAGCCCUCCAGCCUCCUCCUCUCCACAACAGACCUUCGGCACCAAAUCCCCCUCCUCCCUCUCCCCUAAUCCCCUAGCUACAUCCAGUUCCAGUGCCCCCGCUGGGAUCAAUAACAUGCAGCCGUCUGUCCUUCAGCAAGUAAAGUCUGGCAUUCAUCAAAGCAGGCUGACACGGUGCGGCAGUCCCAGCCUGCCCUUCUCUGGUGCUUCUCUACCCCCCGUGCUGGAUCUGGCCUCCCAACAUGCCGAGGGCGAUGGCAACAGGGUCCUCUUCCUGGCAAAUAACAACUCUGUCAACAAGAGUGAUACCCCAGAGCAACAGAGUGACAAGUCCGAGUGUGCCUCAUUCCCUGCUGUGGAAGUAGCCAAGACCCAGGACUACCCUAGUCCUCAGCCGAUCCCCGAGGAGAUGCUGUGUGGCUGGUGGAGGGUUGCAGACAUCGAGGAACUGCACAGUCUGGUCAGGGCCCUCCAUAGCCGAGGCAUCAGAGAGAAGGCCUUGCAGAAACAGAUCCAAAAGCAUAUGGAGUAUACGACCCAGCUCUGUGCCAACAGCAAAGAUGCAAUGGAUGUGGCAGAGCUGGAGAAGCAGGAGGUGAGUGAGGAGACGAUGGAGAGUUGGUGUGUUGAGGAGCAAGCCAUGGAGGUGGACAUCAGCCUACUGCAGCAGGUCGAGGCUCUCGAGAGGAAAGUCAUCUCGGCCAGCCUGCAGGUCAAGGGCUGGAUGCAUUCUGAGCCCCAGUCAGAGAGGGAGGAUCUGGUCUAUCACGAGCACAAGCUCUUCUCUUCCCCUGCUCCAGAGAAGAAAGUACAGAGAGAAACCAGCCAGGAGGAACUUCCUGGCACCGUUGUGCGGCGGUCCGACAAUCCUCUUGAUAUUGCCGUCAUCAGGCUGGCAGAGUUGGAGAGGAACAUCGAGCGAAGCAGUGAGGAGGAGGUGGCCCCGGGGAUGAGGUUCUGGCGCAAAGCCCUCGGUGAAGUCCGCAGCUCAGCUCAGCUGUCACUCUGCGUUCAGCAGCUGCAGAAAUCCAUCGCCUGGGAACGAUCCAUCAUGAAAGUGCAUUGUCAGCUCUGUCAAAAGGGGGAUAAUGAAGAGCUGCUCUUACUUUGUGAUGGCUGUGACAAAGGCUGCCACACUUACUGCCAGAAACCCAAGAUCACUACAGUACCUGACGGUGACUGGUUUUGUCCCUCUUGUGUAGCGAAGGAGGGUGGUCAAUCCCCCUGGAGUAGAAAGCAACAGAGCCGAACAGCUGGAGGAGGGAAGAAAGGCAGUGAGGUAAAACGAAACAGUAAGCCAUCUGUGGUAGGAGAGCUCAUCAAAGAGGAGGCUGCCAGCAGCAACAGCGUGCCAAAGAAAGGUACCAAGGAGUUCAAAAAGAGGAAAGGAGACGACAGCCCGCCCGGCUCCCAGGCCGGCCGUGACAGCCCCGUCUCCUGUGUGAAAAAAGCCAAAACGGCCAAAGACAACAACACCAAUGGGCUGACGACGUGCCGAGUGCUGCUGGCUGAGCUGGAGGCCCAUCAGGACGCUUGGCCCUUCCUCACGCCCGUCAACCAGAAAGCCGUCCCUGGAUACAGGAAGGUCAUCAAAAAGCCCAUGGACUUCUCCACCAUCAGAGAAAAGCUCACCAACAGCCAGUACUUGAAUUUGGAAACUUUCAUCGUUGACGUGAACCUGGUUUUUGAUAACUGUGAAAAAUUUAACGAAGACGAUUCGGAAAUUGGACGAGCAGGCCACAGCAUGAGGAGAUUGUUUGACAAGCGAUGGACUGAACUGCUGGAGUAAACAGAUUCCAGUGUGGAGUUUCUACGCUACUCUCUACAUAUCAAACUUCUUCUUUUGGUGUUGGAGGCCUUCUCUCCACCUGAGACACUAAAUCAAUAAACAUGAUAUAGUAACACUGACGUGCAAUGUGAAAGGACGAAAUUCUCCUGCUGAGAAAACACACUUCAUGGAUUAAUAUCUUAAAGUGCAAUACUGUUUUCUUUAUCAAAAAUGCACUGACUCUUGGACUCAAUAUUCCACAGUAGAUAGGCCUUUGUUUUUUUAUCAUCAGUACUUUAGUUUAGUGUAUAGGUGUGUAUUUAUUUUCUCACGUAUUUAUGUUACAAUCUUUUCUAAGAAAAAGCAGGAAAUGGCACACAGCUUUAAAAAAAAAAAAAAAAUCUAAAGAUUGUUUUAUGGACUUUUGAACAAGCCAAUCAAAAAGAAUAAUUGUUUACAGCUUUUUGACUAUAGGGUGCCAGCAGAACUACUGUUAAUCUGCGAAUUAAUUGUGUAAAAUACAAGGAGGUAUCACUGUCACUAUUUACAAAUCGUAUUUCUAACAUGUAUAGAGUGUACAUACAGUACAGUCUUGUUAAAAUUAAUGCAUAAGGAUGAUUGUAGCACUUCACAUGUCUUAUAAUGUACUCUGCCUGUGCUGAAUAUCCACUCAAAACACUGUGGUCUCCUCAGUAUUGUAGUGCCUGACCUCUGACCUCUAAACAGUGUAUGGAGGAGUGUGUUUUUUUUUUCUAUUUUCAGUGCGUGUACUGUAUGUGUGUCCUGCACAAUAUACUGUAGGAAACCCUUACACAAAAUGUAAAACUCUUUAGAGCUCCUCCUCUGAAAAGAUGUGAUGUGGUGCAUAUAGUGUGUUUCAUCUCCAAGCAUUUCCUUCAGCCAGAGUCUCGUCAGACAUCCCGUGGACAGACGUGAAACCUGCACUGGGCUUUAAUCCAGCUGGGAGUCAGACAGUGUCACGGUCCACCGGAGGCAUCUCGAGACCGCUGAAGUCAGAAGACUUGAAGUAACCGUAUUUUAUUAUGAAUAUUGUGAAAUGAGUAGCGACUUUUGUGGGAAUAUUAUUUUUGAAUAGUGGGUGUGUGUGGCACAGAUAAAAUAAACCUGUUUUUUUCAAAAUAACACUGUUAGGCCCGUCACUAUCUUCCUGUUCAGAGUAAGCAACAUUUUGAUAAUAAUCCUGCAAUUUCUGAAUCGUGGAUUUCUUUUGAAACAUUUUUUAUUUGGUUGAUUUUGGUUCAAAACGUUAAGUAAAAUGGUCUGAAAUGGU
This is a messenger RNA of Sebastes umbrosus (honeycomb rockfish), 8318 nucleotides long. Its product is annotated as bromodomain adjacent to zinc finger domain protein 2B-like. Bases 368 to 7048 code for a protein of 2226 amino acids. The record is from RefSeq and is a predicted model, not a curated record. Gene Ontology annotation, molecular function: DNA binding; protein binding. The transcript is spliced from 39 exons. NCBI's taxonomy places the organism in Eukaryota, Metazoa, Chordata, Actinopteri, Perciformes, Sebastidae.